AUGGCCAUACCAUAUAUUGAUCGACAGAUCUUUUUAGCAUUAGUACCAUAUUUACCAUCGGUAAUCAUUGUUCUACUUAUUGAACAUAUUGCUAUUGCAAAAUCAUUUGGUACAAUUAAUAAUUAUGUUAUUGAUCCAAAUCAAGAACUUAUUGCAGUUGCGACUGGUUCAUUCUCUCGAACAGCAAUUAAAUCUAAAGCAGGUGUUCGUACACCGUUUGCUGGUAUUUCACAAGCUAGUUUAGCUGCAGUUAUUAUUCAUGCUGUUUGUGAUUUAAUUGUUGGACCACGUACAUUAAAACAAUUUUGGCAAAUCAGUCCAGUUGAAUUUCUUAUUUUUUGGAUUGGUGUUAUUGUAACAAUCUUUUCAAAUAUUGAAAAUGGUAUUUAUGUUAGUAUGUUAGCAUCAUGUACUCUUUUACUCUCUCGUAUUGCUAAAGCACAAGGACAAUUUCUUGGUCGAAUAAAAAUUCAUCAAAUUCAAUUAAUAUCUGAUAAUAAUAUUUAUUCAACUAAAGACAAUAUUUAUAUUCCAUUUGAUCAUUCCGAUGGAACAAAUCCAAUGAUUAAUCCAAUUUUACCUGGAAAUGGAAUAUUUAUUUAUCGUAUGUAUGAAAGCUUUCUAUUUCCUAAUGCUACUAAUUAUAUGGAAAAAAUGAUUAGUCAAAUAUUUCGUGAAACUAAAGCUGGAAAAACUAUUCCUUAUAAUAAUCUUGGUGAACAACCUUGGAAUUUAAAAACAAGUCGUCAUCCAGAAAAGGAACAGCAUCCGAAUGACAAUCGUCCUCGAUUACAUGCAAUUAUUCUAGAUUUUACUGGUGUUUCAUAUAUAGAUAUAACUGCUAUACAAAAUCUUGUUGAUGUUCGUCAACAAUUAGAUAAUUAUGCUAACUGGAAAGUUAAUUGGCAUUUUGUUGGCUUAUCAAAUUCGUGGAUAAAACGUGCACUUAUUUCACGUGGUUUUGGAUCUUCAGAUAAUGCUCGCCAUUAUACAUCUACUAAUCUUUUAUCAAAUACUAAUACAAUGCUAGUACCAAUACUUGAUAUUGAUCGACCAUUAUUUCAUAUUGAUAUCGAUGAAGCUUAUACAGCAGCUGUUGCUAGUCUAUCUAUACGUCAAUAA
This is a messenger RNA of Rotaria sp. Silwood2, 1122 nucleotides long. The record is from the annotation of a GenBank genome assembly. Lineage: Eukaryota; Metazoa; Rotifera; Eurotatoria; Philodinida; Philodinidae.